Sitophilus oryzae (rice weevil) is the source of this 2026-nucleotide messenger RNA. RefSeq names its product dual specificity protein phosphatase 19 (gene Mkp). Gene Ontology annotation, biological process: protein dephosphorylation; regulation of MAP kinase activity. NCBI's taxonomy places the organism in Eukaryota, Metazoa, Arthropoda, Insecta, Coleoptera, Curculionidae. The record is from RefSeq and is a predicted model, not a curated record. Gene Ontology annotation, cellular component: cytoplasm. The transcript has a single exon. Gene Ontology annotation, molecular function: JUN kinase phosphatase activity. Bases 1176 to 1745 code for a protein of 189 amino acids.
AACAAUUCCUUUUGUCCUUAUACCAUAUACGAUCGAAAAACAACGGCGUCAGAGAUGGCUCUGAAAUGAAUUUUCAUUUAUUACGUAAUAAAUAUGUAUUUACAUUUCAUGUCAGUAAAACGCUUUACGGUAUAUGAAAGCGUUUAUUGAAAUUUUCAAAUUCAAUAAACACUCAAUGUUAAUGCUGUCUCAAAAUGAUUGUUUAUACCGUACGAUUGAAGAAUAACGUCCAGGUUGGCUUGGAACGGUAAUGUUGUAAUGUAGUCGACUAUCAUUUCCAAGUCACUUUUGAAGCCGUUAUUUUUUCGAUCAUACCAGAUCAUACGUAAUUUUUAUAUGUUAAAGAUUGAAUACUUAACUCAUAGAUUUUUAAAAAAUCAUUAAAAUAUUUUGAAAUUAAUUUUAAUUUGCUUGUAAUAGAAAACCUAAAUUAAAAACUCAAAUUUGUUAAUACAUUAAGCAUAUUUUAGCAUAAUUAAGCAUUUUUUAGCAUAUACUUUUGUGCGCGCUAAAAAAAUACACUUCAAAAGUACAUGUUAAAAAAAUGUUUUGCGCGGCGCGGCGCACUCGCGUGAACGCACCUUUAGAUAAAAUCCUUGAAAUAUUUUUUUAAUUUUCUACAAAUUAUUGUAUUUUUACUUUUUCAAAAAUCAGUUAAAUGAGCAGAUUUAAUUUUUAAAUAACCUGUUAAAAAAGUCGAAUAAAAAUAAAUUUAAAAAAAUAUGAUGCUAUUAUUUUGUGUAAAAAGAACUUUACAUUAAUACUAUCCACAUUGUGAUAUAUGGCUUCUGAAGUAUAUUCAUCGUUUAAUCACUUUUUCUUCACUAUUGUAACGUAACUUUAGCCUAUGCUCUGACAGACAAUUUUCAGUCGGUCGACUAUUUAGAUGCCGAUUUGUAACCAAUGUAUUUUUAUGGAGCCGCGCUCACAUGCAAUCAAAUAGUCGACCGAUCGGCUCUAGUAUUAACUAGAUCUAGUAAUGAACUAAUAAAAAUUAUUUUCAAUUUUAUGACAAAAUUUAAAUUGAAAUAUUUCUUUAAAAAUUGAACCACCAAAAUUAACAUGAUUGUGUCUCACAAGAAUCGUAUUCUGGCAGAGUACACUCAAUCGUAAGUUUGUAAUUAGUAAGUCUAAUCUGAUCAGUAACUCUUUAAAAAAAAUAGAAUCCACACACCAUGAGCUUACUAGAACAACUAAAAAAUAGCCGAUCUAAACUAAAACCCUCCGAAACUGUCGUCACUUACCAGAACGGUGAAAAGUUUGUCGAAAUCAAGUCGGUUAUCAGAAAAAUCGAUGAGAAAAGUCCGGGGUACGUAGUUGACACCAAACCAGAUAGCAUACCAGCCCAAAUCAUCGAAAACCUGUUCCUAGGCUCUCAAGAUUGCUGUGAUAACGGUGUUCUCGAUCUGAAUGACAUUACUAAUGUUUUAAGUGUUGGAGUGGAAGCUCCAAUCAAAUAUCCGAACAUCACUUACAAAUUCGUCGAAAUAUUAGAUUUGCCCGACACAAAUUUAAACCAGUAUCUUGAAAACUGCAUCAGUUUUAUUCAAACAAUUUUAGAUAAAGGUGAAAAGGUUUUAGUCCAUUGUAAUGCAGGCGUUAGCAGAUCUGCAUCUGUUGUGAUUGCCUAUUUAAUUUUAAAGAGAAAUUUUAGUUUUGAAAAAGCCUAUGAAACUGUAAAAAUGUCAAGAAGUUGUAUAAGGCCGAACGACGGGUUUAUGAGUCAACUGAAAUUGUUAAGUUAAAAUGCAACAGUGCAUAUAUAAAAACCAGUAAAUGUAAUGAUUGUAAUUCCUGGUUGAACCUGGUUAUAAAUAAUGCUAAAAAUAAAAAUAAUUCUGAAAAUGUGUUAAAAUUACCUAAUCCAGAUGUAAUAAGCCAGAUUGUGACGUUUAUGAAUGAACUGAAAUUGUUAACAGAACAUUGUUCAAAUAUUGUUUUAAGCUAUUCAAGCAUGUAUAAACUAAAAUGUGUGUACCAAAAAAAUCAAUAAAGAUUUAUUAUUGUAAAACUGUUUUUGUCCUGG